Messenger RNA from Trichomycterus rosablanca, 1170 nucleotides. It is a transcript of the gene timm21, whose product is annotated as translocase of inner mitochondrial membrane 21. Bases 1 to 726 code for a protein of 241 amino acids. Gene Ontology annotation, biological process: protein import into mitochondrial matrix. The record is from RefSeq and is a predicted model, not a curated record. Gene Ontology annotation, cellular component: TIM23 mitochondrial import inner membrane translocase complex. NCBI's taxonomy places the organism in Eukaryota, Metazoa, Chordata, Actinopteri, Siluriformes, Trichomycteridae. The transcript has 6 exons.
AUGAUGGUUUAUUCUUUCUUAUACAGACUUGCAAAACCCUCUCAUUGUGUACAGCAUGUGUUAAAUCGGUUAUAUGUCACCUUGCCUGUACAAACGUCAGCUUUACACUUACAUAGUCCAGUUUUAAUUCGGAUUAAUAAAUCUACAUUUGCUUUUCUGCACCAUCACGGUGCUUUAAGCCAAACGAGACAUUUGCAUGUUGGAUUUCAGUGCAAAAAUAAAGAUCCUCCUGAAAAGCAGGUUUCAACCACGGGAAACACACCAUCCUCAGGCCUGUCUGCUGCCCAGAAAGUGAAGCAGGCUGGACGAGAUGUCACCUAUCUGAUUGUAGUGCUGGUUGGACUCGGAGUUACAGGAGGACUUCUGUACGUCGUCUUUCAAGAACUGUUCUCAUCAUCAAGUCCAAGCAAGCUCUAUGGAAAGGCUUUUAACAAAUGCAAGUCACAUCCAGAGGUGGUCGGAGCUUUCGGCGAGCCUAUUAAAUGUUACGGAGAGACGACACGGCGAGGUCGAAGACAACACGUCAGUCAUGUUGAGUACAUGAAGGACGGACAGAAACACAUGAGGCUGAAAUUCUACAUCGAAGGUUCGGAACCGGGCCUGCAAGGCACCGUCCACUCCGAAUCACGAGAGAAUCCAGAAACCGGGAAAUAUGAAUUCCGUUACAUAUUCGUGGACGUGGAGACGUACCCCAGGAGAACCAUCGUGGUUGAAGAUAACAGAUGAGAAUGUUGUAGGAGAAAUUUCUAAAAGUGAUGAUCAAAUGGGCUUAAUUACUUAAAUCCAAAAUGCAGGAAAAUGAGCAUAGGAAAAUGGAACAUUGCCUUCUGGGCAGUUUGAUUCAGACGUUUAGUCUUUUUCAAUUGAACGUGUUUUGCUUCAGCAUUGAUUUGAUAUUUGAGAUUGGUCAUAUAAAUCUAAUCAGAUAUUUUGAUUUGUGUUUAUUUCUGUAAUGCCUGUUUUGUUUAAGGGUUUUGGUUCUUUUUGUUGCUGAGUAAAUAUCUAGAUGUAAUUCUUCUCAUUUACAAAAAAAGGUCUGGAGCUUUGGAGUGGUCUAAACAGUCAGACUUGCCCUGCUUAUAUGAGCACAGAGAAGUCACCAACUAUAGCUAUGACUUUAUUUUAGCAGAUUUAUUGCCAAAAUAGACAAUAAAGAAUUUAAAUUUGCAA